UCAGAAAGGGCCCCCAAAAGAAACCGAUUUUUCUGAAGAGCCUCGUGGCCAUAGAGAAGAAGAAGAAGAAGAAGAAACUACGACUUGUCCCAAUCCCCAACAUCCCAAACGGCCAACCUCCAUUAACCCGAUUCUCUACACAGUUUCAUGGGAAGCUUCUUGAUUUUGUCGCCUCCCGAUUCCAGUUCAAUCCACGAAUGAUAUGUCCGUUUGAAACAUUCAUCCUGGUCGAUAAUAUCCAUUUCGAGAGUCCCAGGAUGAUGAUAGAAGAAGCUGGCGAAUUUCUCGGGUCGUUGACAGGUUCCAGGAUUUGGGUUCUCUGAUGGGACGAAGGAAUCACAUGUUUAGCUCUGAUCAUAGAUCCGGACAUCUCUUGCCUAUAUUCUUGCAAGAUAUGAGGACAAGAAGGAUCUUUGGCUUCUCCAUUUCCCUCAUUCUCAUCAACAUGGCCUCAAUAAUGGAGCGUGCUGACGAAAAUUUGCUCCCAUCAGUCUACAAAGAAGUCAGUGAAGCCUUCAACAUUGGGCCGGUCGAUCUCGGUUACCUCACAUUCAUAAGGAACUUCGUGCAAGGGAUAGCUUCACCUUUGGCAGGUAUACUAGCAAUCAAUUAUGACCGGCCCACAGUUCUAACAAUCGGGACUCUGUGUUGGGCACUAUCGACUGCCGCAGUAGGUUUGAGCGAGCAUUUCAUGCAAGUCGUGUUCUGGAGGGCAGUCAAUGGGCUUGGACUAGCAAUCGUGAUACCAGCUCUCCAGUCUUUCAUUGCAGAUAGCUAUACAGAUGGUGUGAGGGGUGCAGGCUUCGGAUUCCUGAGUCUUAUCGGUUCAUUUGGCGGUAUUGGAGGCGGAGUUCUGGCAACAAUUAUGGCUGGUCAGAAUUACUGGGGCAUACCAGGAUGGAGAUGCGCCUUUAUUUUAAUGGCGACCCUUAGUUUUCUUAUCGGGUUGCUUGUUUUCUUGUUCGUCGAUGAUCCAAAGAAAGUGAGCAGCUUUGCCCCCGAUUCUAGCAAGAGCCUAUAUGGAGGUGACUUAAAAGGGAAGGGCUCAGAUGUGAAAUCGGUUUGGAUGGAGUCCUGCGCUGCCAUGAAAUCUGUUAUAAAAGUACGGACAUUUCAGAUAAUUGUAUUGCAGGGCAUCGUUGGGAUGCUACCAUGGACAGCAAUGGUUUUCUUUACCAUGUGGUUCGAACUGAUUGGUUUCAAUCACAAUAGCACAGCAGCGCUGCUCAGUCUAUUCGCGGUGGGGUGCGCCAUCGGGUCACUGCUCGGUGGUGUCAUAGGUGAUCGGUUAUCAUCAGUAUUCCCUAAUUCGGGUCGUGUCAUGUGCGCGCAGUUCAGUUCCUUCAUGGGAAUCCCCUUCUCCCUGUUCCUGCUCAGAGUGAUUCCACAAAACACAGACAGCUGGUUCAGCUACGCCGUCACCUUGCUCCUGAUGGGUUUAACCAUCAGCUGGUGUCUCACGGCGGCCAAUGCCCCCAUGUUUGCGGAGGUGGUUCCUGCCAAACACCGAACUAUGAUCUACGCAUUUGACCGGGCCUUUGAAGUUUCCUUCUCCUCCUUCGCUGCCCCGCUGGUUGGGAUCUUGUCAGAGAAGAUAUAUGGCUAUGAUGCAAAGUCCAUCGAUCCAAUUGCGGGUUCCACGAGGGAGGCUUUUGCCUUGUCCAAGGGGCUCCUGUCGAUGAUGGCAGUGCCAUUCGGUCUCUGUUGCUUGCUCUACACUCCCUUACAUGUGGCCUUUGGGCGCGACCGCGACAAUGCCAGGAUUGCCAUUUCAAAAGAGGAAGAGAUGAAGUGAAACGCAGUCACGAAAUUAGCGUGGCAUGAGCUUUAGUACAAUCGGUUGAGGUGAGGUUCUCAGGUGGACAUAUCGGAUGCCUGGAACUCAUAGCAAUGGAGCCAUAGCACGAGACAAGAUUCAUGAUUCAUUUUUGGCCUUUUGGCAAAAUUUUUACCGGAAUACGCUUUGAUGCUUUUACUGCAGAGAAACACAGGAGAAAGAGGGCUUUGGUACAUGAUUGUUCCGGAAAGUCUCUUAAAUCUUCUUCUUCACGGUCUCAGAAUGACCAUUCUUCACAGGAUUUGAGCUUGUAUAUGAGUUGCCUGAUAUGCUACUAUUAGAGCUUAGAGCCUGUGAUCAAAUCAAGCUAACAGGUAAAACCCAUCGAAAAUGAAGGGUGAAGAAGUAUGAACUGAAAAUGUUUUCUUGACUGCUUCUGAGUGAAGCCUCAUCCUGCGCUGAACAUCAUCUGUAACUUUUGGGGUAUUUCGUUUGCUACAUCUAUGCAACUUUCCAGUAACUCUUACCAAAUGUCAGAAGACAAUAAGCUUCUAUUAGAAA
Molecule: messenger RNA, 2338 nt
Organism: Eucalyptus grandis
Lineage: Eukaryota; Viridiplantae; Streptophyta; Magnoliopsida; Myrtales; Myrtaceae
Exons: 4
Coding region: 323-1795 (490 amino acids)
Biological process (GO): transmembrane transport
Cellular component (GO): membrane
Molecular function (GO): transmembrane transporter activity
Source: RefSeq, a predicted model, not a curated record